Vespa velutina is the source of this 2897-nucleotide messenger RNA. RefSeq lists its product as uncharacterized. The transcript has 11 exons. Gene Ontology annotation, molecular function: odorant binding; olfactory receptor activity. Gene Ontology annotation, cellular component: plasma membrane. The record is from RefSeq and is a predicted model, not a curated record. The coding region runs from base 8 to 2524 and encodes 838 amino acids. Gene Ontology annotation, biological process: sensory perception of smell; detection of chemical stimulus involved in sensory perception of smell. Lineage: Eukaryota; Metazoa; Arthropoda; Insecta; Hymenoptera; Vespidae.
UGAAGAUAUGACGUUAAAUAUGAUUACCAAAUACGAUAAUCAUACUUCCGUGAACAAUGACGUUGAAGACUACAUGAAGUACGCAAAUUUUACAACCGAACCGAAUCGCUGGAUUUUGGAGCCAUUGGGUGUUUGGCCAUUGAAAAGAGCUAACGUCGAGGUUUCUUGGAAGGAUCAUUUUCUCCGUAGAGGAAAAAACGUUUUCUAUUAUUUUCUGAUGUUUUUUGUUUUUGUACCUUGCGUUCCUUAUGCAAUUUUUGAGAUCGAAAGUAUCUAUUAUAAGUUGAAACUUAUCGGUCCAAUGAGCUUUUGUCUGAUGGGCUUUGUCAAGUAUACCAUUUUGAAUAUCCGAGAGAAGGACAUUCGAUGUUGCGUGAAGUCCAUCGAGAUGGAUUGGAAGAGAAUAACGCAUUUCGAGGACGAACGAAUAAUGAUGGAUAAAGUUUAUACCGGACGUCGUCUCGUAACUCUUUGCCUCAUUUUGACUUACGGUGCUGCUGGUUUUUUUCACAUUGUUUCACCUUUGAUGAGCGGAAAGGUUUUUGCAUCUGCUAUAAACGUAACAUACAUGCCAGCUCCUUUUCCCGUAACUAGCUUGCUCAUGGAUAUUCGUUACAGUCCGGCAAACGAAAUUUUUAUCUUUAUUCAAUGUCUUUACGGAUUUAUGGCUCAUUCGAUCGAGGCUGGUACUUGCAGUUUAACAGCCGUUUUCACGAUGCACGCUUGCGGACAACUGCAGGUUUUGAUUAAUUGGCUGGAACACUUGUUGGAUGGUCGGGAAGGCAUGUGUUCCAACGUGGACGAAAGAAUGGCGAGUAUCAUUCAGCUACAUGUUCGAACCUUGAAAUUCAUUUCGCGCACUGAAAGUUUAUUAAAUGAGGUUUCUCUAAUCGAGGUCUUGGGAUGUACUUUAAAUAUCUGCUUCCUUGGAUAUUAUUGCCUUAUCGAAGGUAACAUGUCCGAAAGAAUAGGUUGCAUAACGUAUGGCAUAAUUCUUUCCUCCAUGACUUUCAAUAUUUUCAUUCUUUGUUACAUAGGGGAGCUACUUAUAGAACAGUGUAAAAUAUUAGGAGAGCGAACGUAUGCGAUCGAUUGGUAUCGUUUAACAGGAAAGAAAAGUCAACCUCUUAUUCUCCUAAUCGCCAUGUCGAGAACAACAACGAAAUUAACUGCUGGAAAUUUCAUGGAGCUUUCUUUGAGUAGUUUCAGCGACAUUAUCAAAACGUCGGUCGCCUAUUUAAAUAUGUUACGAACAUUGACGUAUCACUACCGAGCGGUCGUUCAAACGUCGAUCAUGGCUGAUGAUGCAUUGUGCGUACCAGGUGUACGAGAUAAUUAUUAUGAGAAUGCAAAUUUCAAUGUUCAGUUGAAUCGUUGGAUUUUAAAAUCAAUCGGUGCUUGGCCAAAAUCUUCCGAUAUAUCGUAUUGUCAGAUUUAUUUGGAUCGAUUGAGCAAAACAAUUUGUUAUGCACUUAUUAUCUUUCUCAUGAUACCAUGUGGAUUAUACUUGAUGCUUGAGGUAAAGGAUACUUACGAUAAAUUACGACUGACUGGACCAUUGAGCUUUUGUCUGAUGGCACUCAUAAAAUAUUGUGCUCUAACUGUACGAGAAAACGAUAUUCGUCGGUGCUUCGACUACAUCGAGUGGGAUUGGAAGAAAGUUAAACAUAUCAAAGAUCUCGAAAUAAUGAAGGCUAACGCAAAUUUUGGUCGUCGUAUCGUCAUCGUUUGUGCAACAUUCAUGUACAGCAGUGCUGCUUUUUAUUACAUAGCUGUACCUUUCGCAAGAGGAAUGAUAACCGAGGAGGAUAGCAACCUCACGUACAGACCUCUCGUUUAUCCGGUUGCGAAGAUCAUCGUUGACGCUCGUCGUAGCCCGAUCAACGAAAUCUUCUUUGGUAUUCAGUGUGUUUCAGGAUUUCUUGCCCAUUCUAUUACGGCCGCUGCUUGCGGACUUGCCGCUACUUUUGCUAUGCACGCUUGUGGACAAUUGCAAAUGAUUAUUUCUUAUUUGGAAAACCUGGUCGAUGGUCAUGAAAAUUCUUGCGACACCGUCCAAGAGAGAUUUACGGAUAUCAUUCAACGUCAUGUCCGUGCAUUGAAUUUCAUAUCGCUCACAGAGGAAGUGUUGAAUGAAAUAUCCCUCGUCGAAGUUGUUGGAUGUACCUUGAAUAUAUGUCUUCUUGGGUAUUACUGUAUCACGGGCUGGCAAUAUAACGAAACCAUGGGUCGUCUAACUUACAUCAUAUUAUUCAUAUCAGUUACAUUUAAUAUUUUUAUAUUCUGUUACAUAGGUGAACUUCUUGCCGACCAGUGCCAAAAAGUAGGAGAAAGAUCCUACAUGAUUGACUGGUACCGUCUACCAUGGAAAGAUGUUCGUGGCCUUGUUCUAAUCCUUGCAAUGUCCAAUACGCCGAACAACCUAACAGCAGGAUAUUUGAUAGAAUUAUCGCUAGCUAGUUUCGGCGAUGUUAUCAAAUCAUCGCUCGCAUACUUGAAUAUGUUGAGAACAUUGACCGAAUAAAAUACUGCCGAUAAAGAACGAAGACGCACGAAAAACGAUUCUUACGCUAAUCUAUGCAAGAUCAACGUUAUUAGAAUUCGAAAGUUCUCUUUCAUUGUAGAUAAGAAUGUAAAUUAGGAAAAAGCAAUGUAGUACCUUUGGAUUAUAUCUUGAUGUAGGUAAAACUUUCAAAUUCUAUCUCGCCUCUCACUCAAUAAAUUCAAAGGCACACGUGUGUCAGUCACGAAAUCGCUGGUAUCGAUCAGCGUGCCGAACUAUUAUUGUACUCUUCUUCGUAUUAAUCUUUCUACAAAAGAGUUUCGUACGCGCAGGCGUAGAGAUUAGGUAAUGUGUGUUACGUAGAGGAGGGUGAAAUUGAUGGAGCACAGAUGUU